Messenger RNA from Thunnus maccoyii (southern bluefin tuna), 1978 nucleotides. RefSeq lists its product as uncharacterized. The transcript has 5 exons. Gene Ontology annotation, molecular function: cytokine activity. Bases 360 to 995 code for a protein of 211 amino acids. Gene Ontology annotation, cellular component: extracellular region. Lineage: Eukaryota; Metazoa; Chordata; Actinopteri; Scombriformes; Scombridae. The record is from RefSeq and is a predicted model, not a curated record. Gene Ontology annotation, biological process: immune response.
UGAGCCAGAAAAUCUGCAGAAACUGUUUCAUCAAGAAUCAAACUCUUGAAAUUCCUCACAGGAAGUCUGAACCUUUGGGGCAAAAAUGUGUAAAGUGAUGUUUAAUUGACGGCAGGUUUGAAACAUGCAGGUUUCCGUCCGAUCAGCGCUGCUCAUACUGCCGUCGUGACGCAACAACAGCAUUCGUCACUCCGUGAAUUACUCGAGCGGUGACGGUGCCGCCGCACACCGUCAAUGGAAAAUCCCGCAGGAGGAGAUAAAAAGUCCAAACCGCUGCAAAUGGAAGCUAAACGAGAUUUUAACGAGUUUAUCGGCGGACAAACAUCGAGACAGAGACACCGACAGCCGCCCUGACAGACAUGAACACCGUGACAGUUGUCGCUCUCCUUCACUGCUUCCUGUUUGCAGUUUUGGUCCAAUCAGCUCCCCUUGGCUCGGCGUCCGAGCCUCCGGCAGCGUUCAGGACGGUGGCCGAGCGAGCGAAGACACUAGUGGAGAAAAUCCUGAAAGACAUCCCCAUCGCCCACGCCGCCACCAUCACUACCGAGGGUUUGACCCUUGACGCCUCCGGACAGACAACGAACCUGCAGAUGAUGGUGAAAACGCUCGGCAUCCCUGACGCACCCGUCAUCAAACCGCUGUCCGAACGCUUCACACUGGACAUGUAUGUGAGUCGUAUGUCAGCGGGCAGCCGGUUGUACCAGGGGCUGCUGGGAGUUUUGUCGGACCGACUGAGCGGACUGAGCGACCUGCGAUCCGAACUCAGAGACCUGCUGACCCAGAUCAGCAAGAUGAGGGAGGCAGCUCAGCUCGCUACCGGCAGUGAUGCGGAUCAGAACCAGAGUCUGGACCUUGCCUCUCGUCUCCAGGGUAACUACGAGGUCCAGGUGGCGGCCCACAUGACGCUGUCAAAGCUCCGCUCCUUCUGUCACGACCUGAUCCGCAGCCUGAGAGCUGUCGCCACCUACAGACCCAGCCCUGCAGGUACAGUCUAAGCCCCGCCCACCAGCUGUGACGCGGCACCGCGUUCGAGGAACGUUCAGGAAGAAUCCGACAAACGGUACGACAUCUGACAACCUUCAUCACCCUUUUAAUCUGCAGUUAAUCAAAACCAUCUGAAAACAGAAACAAAACAGGAACAUAUUGUGCUCGAUAAUGACCACCGAGUGGAACAUCCGUCCGUAGAGACGAUCUUUGGCGAGUGUUCUUUUGGUUAACGCUGAUGGACUUUUAAGUAUUUAUUUAUUUUAAGUAUUUUUUCCCAGAAAACUACAAGAAAGAUGAGGAGAAAAAACCAGAAGGCUCCGCCUGGACUCGAGGCCUCUGUGGUCAUUUUGCUUCUCAGUGUCUGAAUAUUUUCUCUCAGCUUAUCAGCACUUUGUGAACAAUCCCAGAGUGUUUGUGUGUUGAAGCAUGUCAGCCACUGUCUUAUCAGGCAGAGGAUCAAAGCGCCGACUUGCUUUUUUUAGAAAACAUCAGGAAUGUCAAGCUGCCGGAGGACGAACAUUUGUAAAAAGCUCUGACAGACUGAUGGAGAUGUGCAGGUCUGAACCUGCUGCUCACGUCUCCAACACUCCUGCAACACACUGAAAACCACUUUCACUUCUUUAACAGAAUCCUGCAGCAUCAAAUACAACGAGUUUAACCCCAGAGACUGACAGGAAGAAGACAGAGGACGUGACCUUUUUAGAUUUGUUCACCUGUCCUCGAUCAUCUCCGUUAAAGCUUGUUUGUGAGUCGCUGCUGGACUCUUGUUUGUGUCGGCUGACGUUAUUCACACAGCGUCACAUUUCAGACAAACGACAGAUACGUGAGAGUCCGACAACGAUUACAUGUUGCUGCACACGCAUCAAACAUGUGAACACGCUUACAGCCAGCGUGUCACACAGUCUGGAUUCUAUCAGAACUUUAAAGUAGAGCUGCAAAGAUUCAUCGAUUAGUUGCCAACUAUUAAAUUAAGAUAAUCAAUUAAUAGUUU